UUUCCCCUUUGCACGACCAGAAAAACUGCGACCAUGUCUCUGACAAACGGCCACUCUGUGAGCAAAGAAACGUGGGAUUCCCACAACACGAUGAUGCUGGAGCCUCUGUCCGUCAACGACUCUGAGGUGUUCUCCAUCAUAAAAAAAGAGAAGCACAGGCAGACGUACGGUCUGGAGCUGAUAGCGUCCGAGAACUUCGCCAGCAGAGCCGUUCUGGAGGCUCUGGGGUCCUGCAUGAACAACAAAUACUCUGAGGGAUACCCCGGUCAGAGGUAUUACGGUGGUACGGAGCAUGUUGAUGAGCUGGAGCGACUCUGUCAGAAAAGGGCGCUGGAGACGUACGGUCUGGACUCAGAGAAAUGGGGCGUCAACGUGCAGCCGUACUCAGGUUCACCUGCCAACUUUGCCGUCUACACGGCCGUUGUGGAGCCCCACGGCAGGAUCAUGGGGCUGGACCUUCCCGAUGGAGGUCACCUGACGCACGGCUUCAUGACUGAGAAGAAAAAAAUAUCUGCGACGUCCAUCUUCUUCGAGUCGAUGCCUUACAAGGUGAAUCCAGAAACCGGCUACAUCGACUACGACAGACUACAAGAAAACGCUCGGCUGUUUCACCCCAAACUCAUCAUCGCAGGAACAAGCUGCUAUUCCCGCAACCUUGACUACAGCCGCCUGAAGCAGAUCGCUAAUGAGAAUGGUGCGUAUCUGAUGGGAGACAUGGCUCACAUCAGUGGACUGGUGGCUGCUGGAGUGGUGCCCUCGCCCUUUGAGCACUGUGACAUCGUUUCCACGACAACACACAAGACGCUGCGUGGCUGCCGCGCUGGACUCAUCUUCUACAGGAGAGGCGUGCGCAGUGUGGAUGCCAAAGGGAAGGAGACUCUGUACAACUUGGAGUCUUUGAUCAAUCAGGCUGUGUUUCCAGGGCUGCAGGGAGGGCCGCACAACCACGCCAUCGCAGGUGUUGCUGUAGCUCUCAAACAAGCCAUGACGCCAGAGUUCAAGGCUUACCAGCUGCAGGUUCUCGCUAACUGCAAAGCUCUGUCCAGCGCCCUUAUUGACCACGGCUACAAGAUUGUCACCGGCGGCUCUGACAACCAUCUGAUCCUGCUGGACCUGCGCAGCAAAGGAACUGAUGGAGGGCGAGCGGAGAAGGUUUUGGAAGCCUGUGCCAUUGCCUGUAAUAAGAACACCUGUCCAG
Molecule: messenger RNA, 1198 nt
Organism: Plectropomus leopardus (leopard coralgrouper)
Lineage: Eukaryota; Metazoa; Chordata; Actinopteri; Perciformes; Serranidae
Source: RefSeq, a predicted model, not a curated record